AUGGCGUCCUUCUAUGCUGCCUCCGCGUCGCUCGCUCCCCUUGCUGCCCUCAGAGCCCCACUGGAUCGCCAUCCCCGAUACAAGCUAUCUCUCUCAAGCUUAAAUUCCUCCUAUGGCGGUCUCCGCCUCUCCGCCGCGCCGACCUCCGCGGCGGCGCGCGGAAGCCGCCGCCCGCCAAGCCCGACUCCGCUCCGCGUCCCCUCCGCCUCCGCCAGCAGCAGCAGCGGGACAAGCGGCGCCGAUCGCGGCGCGUCGGUGCUUCGAGACGCGCUGACGAUCUUCGGGUCGUCCAAGUCCGCGGCGACGGCGGCGGCGGCGGCGGCGGCGGCGACGGCAGCGGCGGAGGGGAAGGGGAGUGUGUCCGCGGCGGCGCAAGGCGUGCCGUUUGACCUGCGGCUGGCGGUGCUGCUGGGCGGAUUCGCGUUUGAAGCAUACUCGACUCCCACUGGAAGCGACAAGUUAUCGGACGUGGACGGGCGGCAGUGCUCUGCUCUCUUCACCUCCACGCCCUUCGCCCUCGAGCUCUUUCAGGGGCAGCUCUCCGUGCGCGCGAUUACAGCCAUGGGGAACGUCAAGGCGCUCCAUGCUGAGCUGGCGCUGGUGACGUCAGCAGGGAAACCAGCAACGUGGAAUGGCAUCGCUCACACCACCGUGAAGGCCCAAGACCCAAAGAACCCAUCGUGGCCCGAGCAACUGCAGCUGCUGGUGCCUCGUGCUGCUGCAUCUGACACCUUGCUGCAGAUCACCUUGCACAGCACGGACGACUCUGAUGAUCAUGCUGACGACCAUAACUGUGUGGUUGGCACGGCCACCAUUGCUCUCACUGACCUGAUCAAAGACACCCGGAUUCGCGAUGUCGUGGCCAAGGUGACUCGGGACGGCAAGCCGACAGGAAAUGUUUCGAUGGAGGUGGACUAUGCGAGCUUCUCAGGCCCAAGCGACAGCUUCGAGCCUCUCCCCAUCCUCCAGAGGCUUCUCACCACGCCUCUUCCCACGUCCGCCUUUCAACCAUCGGCCGCUCUUUCUAGAGGCAGCACUGUCAAGAACAAAGCCACAGCUGCUGCCACUGCCACUGCAGCAGCAGCAGCAACCCCAUCAGCAGCAGCACCAGCAGCAGCAGCAGCAGCAGCAGCAGGGCAAGUGUCUGCUGUAAAAACAGGGGAGGAUGCAAAGGCUGAAGCUGAAGCAGCGGCGUAUGGCCUCUCACUCGCAGACCAGCGGGCAGUUGAAGCUCUAUUCGCCACCGGAGCCAAUAACGUGACGCUCGCUGCCUGGGAGAAUCUUUCCCGGGCAGCUGCGGGCGGGCAGCCGGAAUUUUUCAAGUCAGCGUUUGAGAGCGUGUGCUUCCUGAGCAGUGGCGAAUCGGACACGCAGGUGGGUGUGUGGAGGGACAAAGACCCGCGGAGAAAGAGGGUGGUGGUGUCGUUCCGAGGCACUGAAGUGGUGAAUGCGGCCAUGCUGAAAGAUGGACAGGCAGGGCAGAAGAUCAAGGAUGCUCUGACGGACCUCAGGCUGCACAAGGAGAACUUCGAUUCUGACUUGACUGAAGAGGACAACAAGAUGGAUAUCAAGGUGCAUGACGGCUUUCUGGGCGGCUACAAGUCUGUGAAGCCGCGGCUCCUGCUGCUGCUCAAAGCUAUUCUCGCCUCCUCCACCGAAAAGUAUCACAUCAUGGUCACGGGUCACAGCCUGGGAGGCGCACUCUCCACUCUCUUCACAUACGACCUGGCCCAGUCCGACCUCAAGAAGCAGCACGGCUUCACCCUCUCUCUCUACAACUUCGGCUCGCCCCGUGUGGGAAACCACGCCUUUGCAGCUCGCUUCAACCAACUGGUGGGCGACAGCUGGCGCAUCGCAAAUGACCACGACAUAGUGCCACGUGUCCCCUACGUGUUCUACAAGCACGUGGCCACGGGGGUGGUGCUUCGCCCUGACUCGCAGAAGCUAGACAAGGAUGCUCUCCUUAAGAAAAGACUCGAUACCAUCACAACGGUUAGCUUCCUGAGCGAGCAGCCCAAGCUGUUGUUCGACGGUGCCGGUGCGAGCAAGCACUCACAGCCGGCAUACUUCCUCUCUCUGCUCAAGCAAGUGCGCUUCAACCUGAACAGAAAAUGA
Messenger RNA from Closterium sp. Yama58-4, 2115 nucleotides. NCBI's taxonomy places the organism in Eukaryota, Viridiplantae, Streptophyta, Zygnematophyceae, Desmidiales, Closteriaceae. The record is from the annotation of a GenBank genome assembly.